AUGUGGAAGGCGAUUAUACAGAAGAGAAGGAAGUUCUCAGAUGAGUUACCUUGUGAGGAAUCAUACGCCGCCCUGGCGGCGAUGCAGGGAGGUACCGCGGCGACGCUGCCGCCAUCUCUUGAUGCGCUACGUGCAUUAUCACUCAAUUUUUAUUGUGAGAAAAACGUGAUUCACUCUAUUGUGUUUAUGAAGCGGGCGUAUCAAACGCACAGUCUCUGGCCUCUGAAUAAGGUUAAUCUGCACGACAAUUUUGCUGAAUUUACUAAGCGUCGUGACCCGCACCACGGUUUUUGGAUCUCAAAAGAUUUCGUGUUAUCGACUAAAAAAGGUCCACUUGAAUCACAGCACGUUCUUGUUAAAAUUUUCCAUUAA
Messenger RNA from Leptosia nina, 372 nucleotides. The record is from the annotation of a GenBank genome assembly. NCBI's taxonomy places the organism in Eukaryota, Metazoa, Arthropoda, Insecta, Lepidoptera, Pieridae.